Messenger RNA from Exaiptasia diaphana, 1255 nucleotides. RefSeq names its product kynurenine formamidase. The record is from RefSeq and is a predicted model, not a curated record. Gene Ontology annotation, molecular function: arylformamidase activity. NCBI's taxonomy places the organism in Eukaryota, Metazoa, Cnidaria, Anthozoa, Actiniaria, Aiptasiidae. Bases 118 to 984 code for a protein of 288 amino acids. The transcript has 3 exons.
UCACGCAUGUUUAUUCAGUCGGAUGGAUCGAAAGUUUCUCAGGUCACGUUCACGUUAGUGAAUGUCUUGAAUAUAAUCUAGAGUGAUUUUACAAUCUUUUUAAGAAUCCACUCAAAGAUGGCCGACCUAUUCUUUGCUAUCGCAGCUAUCAUGACAGUUAGCCAAGUAUUUUCAGCGCCAGUUACCAAAUGGAUCGACUUAACCUAUCGAUUUGCUGAAAACGAGUCCAUCUAUUGGCCAGUAGAAGGAAACAUUCCUUUUAAAUAYGAUUUUGGAUAUCGGWYGGCUUACGGMGGGUCCUUCUUUAUAGGUAAUAAAAUCACUACGGGAGAACAUGGAGGAACACAUAUGGACGCUCCAAACCACUUCAUCAAAGAUGGUAUAGGAAUGGACAAGAUCAAGAUUGAGGACGUGGUAGGGUUGGAGGGGAUUGUUGUAAAUAUUUCAUCAAAGGCAGARAGCAAUCCAAAUGCCGAGCUKACAGUGAGUGACUUACAAGAAUGGGAGAAGAAACAUGGAAAGAUUCCARACAAGCCAGCCGUCUUUAUGUAUUCUGGAAGAGGACGGUUUUACCCUGAUAAAGUCAAGUACUUCGGUWCACAGACUCCAGAAAAUGCAUCUACCCUGAAUUUUCCAGGAUUACAUCCUGACGCAGCCCAGUGGUUGCUAGACAACAAGAAAAUCAAACUCUUUGGUCUCGACACACCAUCAUUUGAUAAGGCCACCACACCAGAYGCCAAAACCCAUUUCAUCUUGCUUGGUGCUGGAGUUCCUGGAAUAGAGAACGUCGCCCACCUGGACCGUCUACCUCCAAGAGGCUUUGAAGUGUUUGCAGCUCCCGUGAAGACCAAAGACGGCACUGGUGGACCAGUGAGAGUUUUUGCAAGACUUACAGAYAAGAAGGAAGUUAAUGGAGUCGCUCAURUUCACAUGCCUUGUGCUAUCGUUGCCGUGAUGRUGUUAGUUCAUCUUUUUUGCAUUUAAAGACGGUUUCUAACAAGUAGAAURUUUGCUCACUUUAUAGAGCCCACMCAUCGUAGUUUUUUGUUUGUUUGUAAAACCGUACUCUAGUUAAUCAAUUUUUUCAAUUAUGUCUCCUUUUAUCCAUUUUGAUAAUUUAGAGGGUUGUCAUAAACUUUUAAUCAAUAACGAAACUGCUAUAAAGUUGACUUUAAAAACCAUAGAAAAAUCUAUAUAAAAUAAUUAAAGCCACAUAAAGCAUAAAGACAUUCUUUAAAACGACAGAACUCGUCAC